CGAGUGUAUUGGUAUCACGAGCGGUUCCUGGCGAGGCUGUAAAGCAGGGGACAACGGUGUGUGUUGAAUUGUCGAGAGCAAAAGAAGGAGAAAAAAAAACUAUAAUACCAAUUUACAUUUCCUUGAUGGUGGAAUACUGAAAUCUUGUGUGUACCAUUGUGCUGUGCUAUUGCCUUUAAUUUAACUGCGAAAGAGUACAGCCGCUGCCACGAAAGAAAGGACACACGGGUUCGUUCGUUCGUUUGCGAAAUCGGAGUGUUUGGUCAUUCGCGAAAGUUGCCCAUUGAUUUGCUCCUGUUUGGGAGGACUGUGUUUUGGGAAAAUUUUUGCGUCUCGCGUUUCCGAAGGAGUUUUUCGCGUUGGGGAAAAACGUUUGCCCACCUCUUGCCCGAUAUCCUACGACAGUCGGGAGAAGAAAAAUAAACGGACCCGAGAGGGAUGCAUAGUGCUUAUUGAUUUGCCCCACGGUGGAGAGUUUCCGCCCCGCAGAAUCGGCCAAAAUCUGGAACAGAAAUGUCAAUCUGGAAAAAUUUUCAAUCGAGCGAUUACUGAGCCGAUUUUCGAACGGAGGAAAAGUGCUACCGAGAUUGUUGACCAUCGUGCGAAACGGGUGCUGUCAUUUCCUUUUGUUUGUUUUCUGCAAUCGAUAAGAAAUAAAGUGGAAGAAGUUUUGCAUCCCCAGUAAAGAAGAGAAAUUGCUGCAAUUGCAAUUUCGGUAGUGGUGAAGAAGGGUCGGCAAAAUCUCCCCUUUAAGUGAAUAUUUUGCUCAAAUUAUACGCCGAUCUAAUGAGAAAAAGAGCAAAAGAAGUGUGGUGCCAAUUGCUUUAGUCAAAUCUACAGUGGAAGUAAUAUAAUAUAGGGUCGAAAGUGCAAAUAUUUUAAGGUGAAAGUUGUGUAAAAUCAUUUGUUCGCACGGGAAAGAGGGGCCAGCUUUUACAAUUAGGUGUUCUGCCAGAUUCCAUCGAAGGUGUCAACAUGGAACAGGUUGGGGUCUUUGAGUAUAGUAGCAAGGAUCUGAUAGGUCAUGGAGCCUUUGCCGUUGUCUUCAAGGGUCGACAUCGGGAGCAGAAAGGUUUCCCGGUUGCGAUUAAAAGCAUCACGAAGAAAAGCCUCGCCAAAUCCCAGAGCCUGUUGGGGAAGGAGAUAAAGAUUCUGCGGGAGCUGAGUGCACUGCAGCACGAGAAUGUCGUCACACUGCUGGCCUGCACCGAAAAGGAUCACAACGUGUACCUGGUGAUGGAGUUCUGCAACGGUGGCGAUUUGGCGGAUUAUUUGGGCGUGAAGGGAACACUCAGCGAGGAUACGAUACGACUGUUUUUAUGUCAAUUAGCGAGUGCAAUGAAGGCAUUAUACGGAGUCGGCAUCGUCCAUCGGGACUUAAAACCACAAAAUAUUCUGCUCUCUCACAAUUGCGGAAAACACCUUCCAGCACCAUCGAAAAUCACACUCAAAAUAGCCGAUUUCGGUUUCGCUCGAUUUCUACAAGACGGAAAUAUGGCGGCAACCCUCUGUGGAUCCCCGAUGUACAUGGCACCCGAGGUGAUUAUGUCUCUCCAGUAUGACGCAAAAGCUGACCUUUGGUCACUGGGGACCAUCGUUUUCCAGUGCCUCACCGGCAAGGCGCCAUUCCAGGCCCAAACGCCCCAGGAGCUGAAGAUGUUCUACGAGAAGAACGCCAAUCUAGCUCCAAAAAUCCCGCCAGGAACCUCCAAAGAACUUACCGAUCUGCUCGUUGGUUUGCUCAGACGAAACGCAAGGGAUCGAAUGAAUUUUGAUCAGUUCUUCUGUCACGUCUUCCUGCAGCGGCAGAUGACGCCACAAAGUAGUGAUAUCCCACAAUCCUCUGCGGGACCACAGCCAUCCCCUGGCGGCAAAGUCACUAGUCCACAAACGAAGACGGGUCUAUCACCUCUUCAGCAGCAGCAUUUUCUACGUCAACAACAACAACAGAACCAACUGCACCAACAACAGCAGCAGCAACAGCAACAACAAAUACAACAGCAACAAUUGCUGCAACAACAGCAAAAACAGCAACAAAUUCAACAGUUGCAGCAACAGCAACAACAACAACAACAACAGGAACAACAAAAACAACAGACGUUGGAGAAUAACAACUUGCCUGCGGAGAUUGACGAUAGCGUUGCGACGCUUGCAAGUGCUAAUAACACAUCCAACAGCAGCCAGGAUAAUUCUGAUGAGUUUGUGUUAGUACCAAGCGAUUUACCGGCGGAUCCUGGCUGCAUCAAUUACGAAAAAAGUAAACCAAAUAGAGUGCCUCAAACAACUAAGAACGCCCAGGCGAGUCCACCGAGACCAAGCACACUAUUGAUCUCGGAACCAAAACCCGUCCCGUCUACAGCUAGAAAGAUUACUCGACCACAACCUAACACUCCACCAAAGAACAUCCCCAAUGCAAUACCUCGAUCUCAGCCCAUCAGCAUGAAACGAUCUGAGCAUCGGACCAGUAGUUGUGAUAUCAGCUCGAUAUCGCCACCCUCAGUGCAAUUCGCUAUCGGCACUUCACCUUCCGGUGGCCGCCGGAGGUCGACCUCCGGAGGAUCUCUCUCCGAAACGCCUCCCCCCUGUUGGACGGUGAGUCCAGCGUCUCAGCAGUCACCGCUGCGCCGCUCUGACACCAGCUCCCCAGUAUUAUGCAACGCUCUAUCGAAGCUACCUGCCCUGGGUAGUCCUACGUUGCUGGCAGCACUGGAGAACAACAACAUGCAUCCGUUGGGAGCGCGCGCAUUUACGCUGCCCGAGAUGGGUGCCAUCGGAGGACUGCAGAGCUAUCUCCACGAACACAAUUUGGACGAUCAUCCGAUCAAUUUCCACGCGCCUGAGUUGCCGGCCGAAACGCUGCUCGAUCGCGACCACAAUGAGACCCUAGCGAAGCUGAACUUUGUCAUCGCCUUAACCGACUGCAUCCUGGAGGUGGCGGAUUCCCGCUGCGCACCCCUGUCGGCCCUGAUGUCCAUCGAUGCGCUAUCGCUAACACCCCACGCUCCGGAGCAGUGUAAACGGGCGGAACGGCUGGUGCUACUGGUACGCGCGCUCAAUCUGCUCUCGUCCGGGUUGAAUCUCGCCACGGCACAUCUGCACAGUGGCCACCUGAAGCCAUCGAAUACCGUUAAAAAUGGUAAUUUUGUUAGAUAUUUUGAAGCAAUUCUCACGAAGGUUCUCUCUAUGAUGCACAGCCGCUACCGGGCGACUCUGCUCGAAUCGAAAAAACUGAACGGCGCAGGCUUGCUGCAGAGGGCCACCGCAUGCAAUAUUACCGCGGACAGGAUUCUGUAUGACCACGCGAUACAAAUGUGCCAAUCAGCAGCUCUGGACGAGCUUUUCGGAAACGCCGAGGACUGCUUCACCCGUUACCAGUCGGCGCAGAUUUUGCUUCAUUCGCUGACCCAGAAGUGCAAUAAUACACAGGAUAGAAUGCUGCUAUCGAAAUACAAAGAUGCCGUCGAAAAGCGACUGUACAUCCUCCAGCAGCAGGGAGUCAUCUACGCGACCGAUGAGCUCUCAUGAACCAGCGCCUUGCAGACGCUCAGCCGACGGCUAGCGAGAAUCUUCUGACUAGAGCCCAUCUGGAAGGCCAGCAAAACCCAUCCCAUCGAUGGAUUACCCGUGAAACGCUGCUAUGGAACCGAGUGAAUGCGACUUUUUUUUCGCAGUUUAUUCCCUCGGGGAAGAUUGGACUUCAUUUUUCGUUUAUUUCAUAUACUAUUUUACUAUGAUUCAUUUAUUUUUUCUCUCUCUCACGAGAUCAUAUGUCCGCAAUCAUCGGACACACUUUGAGAGUACUUCCUGCUGAUGCCGUGUAGAACUGCUGUAUAUAAAAUUUGCAAAAACAAAAAUCAAAUAGAGCUUCGUGCUGUAGAAAACCUAAAAUGGAUAAUCACUCUGGCCAACUAACGAUUACGAAACGCUUCCGUAAAUGUCACUAUCACUCUAUGGUUCACACACACCUUAGGUAAGCUUGAACGCCAAUCGCUUGUGUAAAUACGAUGCCGCCAAAAUUUGUAUGCUCAUCACUUGUACAUAGGUCGCACGUGAACGUUUCGGGGCGGACAAUCCCCCGAUAAGUCAUUGCUUUCAAAGUACCAGUUCUGGAAUGUUACGAAAAGUCAGUUGUCGUUGAGACGUAAAUUCAUUUUUGAGUGUUUCUUGAUUUGCCUAGAUAAAUAAAAGAAAUCAUAUCUAAUUGAAUAUAAGUGGUGCGCAGAGUACUCUCGAAGUCUGUCUUUUUUGGAUUCUAAUUUUUUUAACCAUUCAUAUUCACAAAUUUUACAUUUUGGUAUACACAUUGUGGUCUCCAAUGACUGAUUGAGCAUCACACAUUUGAACGGGAGUGGAAGAACGAGCAUAUUUUUCGAACACAACAUACCAUUUCCGUUUUUAAUCAACUUAAGUUCUUUAGUGCGUAUGUGAGAGAGGCAAUACAUACCAUUCAAAUGAAAAAUGAAAAACGUAGAACCUAAGUACAAAACGCUAUCCAUUAUGAAGUAACUCCUUUAGAGGCGAAUGAACUGCAAAGUUUAAAGCCUCUUAAAAACAAAGAAAGAAGAAGAAGUAACUCCUUGACAAGAAGAACAACAACAGAAAACAGAGAGUGUAUAACCGUGGACGAUGUUUAGAUGGUCUUUAUAAUGCAAUACUCGACUAGCCUCAAUAAGCUCCCCAAUGUAACGGAAAUCCGCGAAAACAGUACUAUCAGAAAAUGUACACUCAUCCUCACGCACCUGAAAAUCCAAGAUGUGAAGUGAAAAUUAUUUUCUUGGCAAUCUUCCCAUGGCAGAAGCAUUUGCUCAGAGGAGGAUGACAAAGAACGAUUAUGUGCAUGUGUAUGAAUGUUAUCAGGUCACAAUGACAGUGAUAAGUGUUAAUAUAAAACCAUACACACACACAGGAAGAACAUUUGCAUCUUCGACUUUUUACUAUACCACUAAACAAAACAUAAAUGACUAAAUAUGAUGGCUAAACAAACAGAAACAACUAGAGAAAAUAACGCGAGAUUAUAGAAAGAUCAGAUAGCCACCACAUAUUAUUAUAAAAGGAAAACCAAUACAUGUUAGAGGGAAACUAUAACACACACUCACAGAAGAAAUCUUCGUGAAACAAUAAUGAAAAUAAUAAUAAAAAUAUAUUAAAACUAA
Messenger RNA from Toxorhynchites rutilus septentrionalis, 5153 nucleotides. RefSeq names its product serine/threonine-protein kinase ULK2 (gene Atg1). Gene Ontology annotation, molecular function: protein serine/threonine kinase activity; ATP binding. The transcript has 15 exons. Lineage: Eukaryota; Metazoa; Arthropoda; Insecta; Diptera; Culicidae. Gene Ontology annotation, cellular component: cytoplasm; autophagosome. The record is from RefSeq and is a predicted model, not a curated record. Gene Ontology annotation, biological process: peptidyl-serine phosphorylation; positive regulation of autophagy; axon extension. Bases 976 to 3525 code for a protein of 849 amino acids.